Molecule: messenger RNA, 1148 nt
Organism: Bufo bufo (common toad)
Lineage: Eukaryota; Metazoa; Chordata; Amphibia; Anura; Bufonidae
Gene: B3GAT1
Product: beta-1,3-glucuronyltransferase 1
Exons: 5
Coding region: 31-1035 (334 amino acids)
Biological process (GO): carbohydrate metabolic process; chondroitin sulfate proteoglycan biosynthetic process
Cellular component (GO): Golgi membrane
Molecular function (GO): galactosylgalactosylxylosylprotein 3-beta-glucuronosyltransferase activity
Source: RefSeq, a predicted model, not a curated record
GAGGAGCACUGGGGUCAGCCCACCCUGGAGAUGCUGAAGAGAAGGGACAUUCUGGCUAUUGUACUCAUCGUUCUGCCCUGGACUUUACUCAUCACAGUAUGGCACCACAGCACUCUGUCCCCGCUGCUCACUGCACACAAGGAGGACGGGAGCGACAGCCGCAGGGAUGCAAGUCCAGGCUCCGAUUCAAGGGAGUAUUGUUCCUCUGAGAGGGAUAUUGUAGAAGUUGUAAGGACUGAGUAUGUGUACACUCGGCCGCCGCCUUGGAUGGGCAACCUCCCCACCAUUCAUGUUAUCACCCCAACCUACAGUAGACCAGUCCAGAAAGCUGAACUCACCCGUCUGUCCAACACGUUACUGCAUGUGCCCAAUCUGCACUGGAUCCUGGUGGAGGACUCUCAGCGACGCACCCCUCUUGUUACCCGGCUGCUCCAGGAAUCUGGUCUCAACUACACCCAUCUUAAUGUGGAGACACCCCGUAAUUAUAAACUGAGGGGAGACACUCGGGACCCACGAAUACCCCGAGGGACUAUGCAGAGAAACCUUGCCCUGCGCUGGCUUAGAGAGACUUUUAACAAAAACAACAGUUUGCCUGGAGUUGUGUAUUUCGCGGAUGAUGAUAACACAUACAGCCUGGAUCUGUUUGAGGAGAUGCGGAAUACUAAGAAAGUGUCGGUGUGGCCGGUGGCGUUUGUCGGAGGGUUGCGAUACGAGUCGCCCAAAGUCAACGCGGCUGGAAAAGUGUACGGAUGGAAGACGGUGUUCGAUCCACACAGACCAUUCGCGAUAGACAUGGCAGGCUUUGCCGUCAACCUACGCCUCAUACUGCAGCGACCGCAGGCGUAUUUCAAGCUACGAGGAGUCAAAGGCGGUUACCAGGAGAGUAGUCUACUGAGAGAGCUGGUCACCCUCAAUGAUCUGGAGCCCAAAGCCGAUAAUUGCACUAAGAUCCUGGUCUGGCACACACGGACAGAGAAACCAGUGCUGGUGAAUGAGGGGAAGAAAGGCUUCACAGACCCCAAUGUGGAAAUCUGAACACACGUGCACCGGGGUUGUUUUCUUGGUUACCAAUCGCUGCCUGGGCCUCUUCCUAAGCCGUUGAACUAAGAAAGAAACUUUGGAGACAAGUUCUCCAGCACUGAUCGCCC